CUCAUCUGCAGCCGUAAACUAUUACUGUGGACAGUCAACCGUUGACUUGCCCCGUUCUGAUGAGAUAGCUUGAUCAGAUGGCUAGUUCGGAUUAAUUUAUUACCUCCUCCAGCUCCGUUGACCAAUUCCGGUGCUCUGGCCCAUCACUCACUUGUUUUGUAUUUGUUCAACCACCAUCGACCUCACCAUUUUAUAGGUACCAGUUUACCUACAGCUACACCGACCGACCUACCUUACUUCUUAUUCCCUUGUUGGCCGACAAUUCGCCAGCCUCUUCUCGGCCCCAAUCGUGAUCUUGCUGCUCAAGCUGCUACUAGUUGUUUGGUUUGCAGCCCGUAUUCAAUCGCGCAACGGGACUUUGUCCUCCGGUUGCCGUUCGCCGUCCCCAGCGCGUCCGAUCUGAACUUAUGCUGCAACAUAUGCAGGCAAACCAGAAUCAAACCGUCCUAGUGUAAAAGCCAUAUCGACCAUAGCAGCACCAACCAAGACACCUCAGUGGCAGUCGCAAAUAUGGCGCUCAUAUCAGCCAAGACGAUCAUCACCUCUCUAUCCCUAUUUCAUAUCACCCUGGGCUACUUCUUCCUCACGAGCCCCAUCACCGUCGCCGACCAAGCGCUGGUGUGGGUGUUGGGCGAGGCUAUGGGCAUGCCCUUCGCCCGCGCCUUCGACUCGCAGUCGCCCUCUCUGGCCUUCCUGGCUGUCAUGCUUGCCUUUGUUGGCAUCACUGAUCUCGUAACCCUCAGCCUGCCGGACGAGAUUUGCCUCGUUCACCACUGGGGUACACAAGCCCCGCUCCGAAUGUCCGUCUUCCUCUUCCUCGUCUUUUACACAUUUACAUUCUCGGCUUCGUCGCCGAUAUACGCCGGUGCGAACCCUCGCGGCAUCCUCAGCCACCCGUCAGCGCACAUGCACAACCCCGGCUACAAGCCUGCAACAUGGGGCGGCGACGGCCUCAAGAACCGCGUUUUCUUCACCUUCAUCUUCCUGGAGCUGAUGUGCUGGUUCUGGGUUUGGGUUACACUUCGUGAGGAGCGCAAGGAGGUCCUCACCAGGAAGGCGAUGCGGAGGAGGAGCAGCCAUGGCAGCCACACCUUGCAGAAAUAGAAUUCGCGCCAUUGAACGCCAAAAGAGACUCUCUUACCCCUACUUGCUUUAUCGCCGGAUUUUCCGCAUAAACCUUCAAGUUAAAGUUUUUUUUUCUAGUCCCCUGUUCUACCAUCCCCUCUUGGAGCUUGGAGUACUUUGGAACUGUUACUCCAAUUUCAAUCAGUAUUGGGACACUAGCUCUUCUUUGUUCUCCCGUGAUUUAAUUACUAUGUCCCUAGGGAACUUCACUCUUCAACAGCCUGUGCCGGACUUGCUUGUUUUGGUUAGUCCGUCUUUACCAUAAUCCAUCCCUUGACACCCUCCCUCC
Pyricularia oryzae 70-15 is the source of this 1414-nucleotide messenger RNA. RefSeq lists its product as uncharacterized. Lineage: Eukaryota; Fungi; Ascomycota; Sordariomycetes; Magnaporthales; Pyriculariaceae. The record is from RefSeq and is a predicted model, not a curated record. The transcript is spliced from 3 exons. Bases 511 to 1104 code for a protein of 197 amino acids.